Octopus bimaculoides (California two-spot octopus) is the source of this 8184-nucleotide messenger RNA. RefSeq lists its product as uncharacterized. The record is from RefSeq and is a predicted model, not a curated record. NCBI's taxonomy places the organism in Eukaryota, Metazoa, Mollusca, Cephalopoda, Octopoda, Octopodidae.
AGAAAUAUUAAGAUUGUCUACUGCAACUGGGCUGCUUUCUAGCAGCAGCAGCGGUGGCUUCACUCAUUCGAUCGUAUAAACAGUAGAACAGCGCUACCUUUGUAUUUAUUAUUGUUGUUCUUACAUCCAAGGCGAGUUCAUUGGUGCUUUUAUUCGAUUUGUUACGUACGACUUAACGGACGAUAUUGUUUGUUGUUAUGAUUGAGACACACUUAUGGCCAGCAUAACUUCUAGUCACUCAAUUGAUUGUCCCACGAUCUGCUCAAAUUCUUUUGUACGGGGUGAUUUUCGGAUGUUGAGUGAUUCUAACGGAAACAUGUACGUCUGGUUGCAUUUGAUCCCUCACUUGACUGGUUGACAAUCCUGAUUUGAUGAAUAACAUUAAGAUAGAUGGUAAUAUAUUCUGUGAAAGAAAAAUUAAAAACAACACUCUGUCGGAUGGGUUGUAGAACAAUUUUGCCCAACAUGGAAAAACUUUCUCAUUGCGGGCCUCUUCCAAUUACAUCUUCAAAUGUAGGCUUAGAUUAUGGGAACCAUGUCAUUGAAGCCCUAUUAAAAAUGUCCAGUGACACAGACGAUGAUGAAGAUCAGAGUUUUGAACAAUCAGAAGUUGUUGACACAAGGAACAAAAAUUUACUCUGUCCUUCUGAGUCAACACCAAUGCCUCCGGUUAUACUACAUAGUCAGACUACAAAUUACAAAUUGUACUGUUCACCUAUAUCACAAAGUUCAGCAUUAAAUAUGGUACAGUCUCCAACAAAUCAACCUGUCUCAUUAAAAACUCAUGGAAUACUGUCACCACCAAUGUCCUCAUCAUUAUCAUCAUCAUUGUCAUCUGUUUCUUCAUGGCCUAAAAAAUCAACAAAAUAUUCAAAGGAAGAUUCUUUUACAAAGUUUAUAUCUGAUAAGCGUCAAACCUGUUCAAAUGACGAACAGAGUAAACCCAUUGAGUUAAAUGUUACAACACCUCGUUUGGAAAAGAGACCAACAUAUGCUAACCUUAGCAGUAUUCAUAGAACUGAGGCUAAUGAUGAAGGUAAUGUUGAACCUUUGUCUACUUCAUCCUUAUCAAGUUUAACUGAUGGUUACCCUGCUUUCACAGGGGAUACCUCAGACUGCCCUUAUGGUCAAAAUUAUAACAAACCACGUGGGCUGACAAAGUUUGAAUAUCAUUCACACUAUAUUAAACAGUGUCGAAUUGAGAAAACUGCUCGCACCAAGAAAGUAUGGGAGAGAUCACCAAAGCGACAGCAAGUUAUCUCUCGCAAAAGAAAACUCAUCAAAAAGUGUCAGUUGGAGAAUUACAUGGAACAAAACACUCCAGUGUCUGCUCACCAUGAACGGAAGAAGAAAAUGUUCCAUAGCAACACAAAAAGCAGUCGCAAAAGAAGAAUUGUAAAUAGUAAUUUAAAAUCCAAGAAUAAUUCCAGCAGAAAUUUCCAGAAUCAAUUUUCUGAAACUGCUGAUCUCUUAAAUGAAACAAUUGGUCGUCUUGGCCAAUCUGAUUUGGUACUGACUGAUUCUGGUAGAGAAAGCAAAAAUGAACACCCAUGUUUGGAGUCACAUACAAGUGUUAUUUUAUCUGAUACUUCAUAUCCAAGUAGCAGCCAGACUUGGUCCACUCCAGAGAGCAUGAAUACAGAAGUAAUAUCAGGUACAAGCAGCUAUGGGUUGUUCAAGUCUAGAAUUGAUCCCGGUCAGUUUACAUCUUCACCAUUACCUAACAUUUCAGACUCUUCAUCAGGACCUUGCCAAGAGUUGCCCUUACCUAGUAGUUCCCUAAAUUUGUCUUCAGUGGAAGAACAUAUUUCUGCUAGUGACAGCCUUGAUAUGUCCCUUGAGGAAGGCAACAAAGCAUUUGUUCAAAUUGAAACUUCCAAUGAACAAUCACAGUUGCAGCUGCUUUGCAAUGCAAGUGGAGAUACAAAACAUGAAAUAGUUCUCUCUGAUAGUUCAGUUUCACUGUCUGUUUCUCUUGGGGAAAGGCCUGAUUGUGUUGGUCAGUCAUGUAGCAGUGAUUCUGAAGCAGAGGCUGAGAAUGAAAAUGUUGAAGCCAGUGAUAAGAGUAAUGACUCAAAUUCUUUUCAACACGCCUCAAAUAUUCUGUCAUCAACCCGAAACAGUCAGAAAGACAUAUCACUUGAGAGAAAAGGGCCAGUAAUUAUCUCUCCCCUGUCUAUUGAUAUGGGUUCUCCUUCAUUAAUUUCAUUUGAGGAAAAUAAUCAACAUGAUGAGUUGUCAUUGUCUAAUAACAAAAGUUUCCUAAAUGAUCUGUCACCAAAGAACACAAAUUUGGUAACUGAUAAAAAAAAGAAUUUUCUGAAACUACCUACACAAUCUUUCUCAGCCUCUGCUUCCAAAAUGCAGAAUGCUGCUCUGCAAGGUUCUUCUUCAACAUCUUCAAUACAGCAAAAUGCUGCCACCACUACUACUACUACUACUGCUGUUUCUAAACAAGAUCACAACCAAAUUUUAGUUAAGAGUAAAAAAGUGCCUCAUUCAGCAUAUUCAACCAACCAGUUCUGCAAAGAUAAAUCUUCAUACAGCAAUCACAGUUUGCCAGCUGAUUCAUUCCAAGACACUAGUUCUGUGUAUUUCUCUCCUGGUAAGUCUUCCCAUUGUCACAAAGGUCUGUCUCCUUUCAGUCCAAUAUCUAACAUCUCUAAAGACAAUCAAAUGAAGCCAGAAGGUGCCAAACCAAAGGUCCACAGACAAGUGGCCAAAAAAAAUCACGAUAAGAGAGCCAAUAACAACAAUUCUUCAAGUAAUCGCAGACACAGAGGAAUGUUAGAACAUCGAAGAUCGAGAUCACAUAAUAAAGAAAAUACUGAUUUGUCAGAUUUCGAGCAAAGUAGUAACAAGCAUUUCUUUGAACGAGAAUUUAUCUGCUCUUCUAGAGACACUCCACAUAUUUCAAAAGACUCCGGAUUGGGAGCUUGUCGAAAAUCUUACCAAUCUCCUCAAAUUGCUUCUCUCGCCAACAGCCCUGCACUCACAGUUGCAGGGGCUUCCACUGACCCCACUGAAAGCAAUGAAAUCAAAAGAAAUCGGCAGCCCAUUGUUGAUGGCUUCCGACUACGUAAUAAGAAGGCUGUGAUGAAAAAAUUUUGGAAUUUUCAAAAGAAGUUUAUCCGGAAAAAUCCACAAAACAAAGAUGAUACAGAAUUUAAGACUCUGGCACACGUCUGAAUGUUUAAUUUAAUGUCAUUUAUAAAAUUAUAAGCUUUCCUCUCUUUUUUUUUAUGUUUUUGUAUUUUUUAAAAUCUGUUUUUCACUUCCUCAGCUAUAUUUACUCUUAAAUUAUAUUUAUAAUUUUUACUGUCAAAUGUUGUGUCUGAGUUCUUUCAUUUCUUCCCUGUCAUGAUUUUUAAAGUUUAUUUAAUCUUUUGCUUUGGAUUUCUUUUCCUUUCUUUUUUUUUUUUAAUUACCUCCUGUUUUUUGUUGGUUUUUUUUUUUAAAACACUUUUAUUUAUUUUUUCCCCUCAUCUGAUUUAUACUCCAUUACAGUUUCUGUUUUCAUUCAGCUUGUGACUGUUUGAUUGCAGUGUGUCAUCAAAAUUCAUCAUUCGUAAUACAAAUGAAAGCAAAAAAAAAAAUCUUUUUUUUUUAUAAACAUUGAAGACUGCAAAAUGUCAAAUGUUUUAACAAUAACAAAUGUCACGUCUAAAUCAUCAAUAUUUUGACUGCCAUGUGUUUCACUCCUAUUUAUUUCAUAUACACACACACACUUGCUCAUUCUUGCACUCAGACACCUCAUCUCAUAAUCAGCAUUUCAGCUCCCUAUAAGAUAAUUAUUUAAUACCAUUUAAUAAAGAUGUUUUUGAAAUGAAUAACAAUAUACUACUACAACUGCUGCUGCUUCUACUACUACUACAUUUACAAUUUCUACUUCUACCUUAACUACUACAAUAAAUGCUGAUGAUGAUAAUAAUAAUAAUAAUAUUAACUAAUGAUAAUAAUCCUUUCUACUAAAGGCACAAGGCCUGAAAUUUGGGAGAGUGGGAUAGUCGAUUACAUCGACCCCAGUGUUUCCCUGGUACUUAAUUUAUCAACCCCAGAAGGAUGAAAAGCAGUUGAUCUCGGCAGAAUUCAAACUCAGAAUGUAAAGAUGGGCCAAAUACUGCAAAGCAUUUUGGAUAAUAAUAAUAAUUAUAAUUAUAAUAAUUCUUUCUAAUUCAGGUACAAGGCCUGAAAUUUUGGGUAAGAGGGGUAGUUGAUUAUGUCAACCCUAAUGCUCAAAUAGUACUUAUUUCAUUGACUUAUUUUGAUGAUCCUUAAAGGAUGAAAGUCAAGGUCAGCCUCAACAACAUUUCAAAGAGUGUAAAGCUGGAAGAAAUGCUUCUUGGCAUUUCAUCCAAUUCUGCCAGCUUGCUGCCUUCUUCAUCAUCAUCAUCAUCAUAAUAAUAAUAGUAAUGAUAACAAUAACAACAACAACAAUGACGAUGAUGAUAAUGAUAGUGAUUUUUUUUUUUUUUUUUACAUAGAGAGAGAGGCAUUAAUUUAGGGAGUGGUGUGUAAUUAAGUGAACUCUAGUAAUUGGUUUGUAUUUAUUUAUAUUAAUGAGUUUUUGAAGAAUGAAAGACAAGUUGUAUCAGCACUAUGAAUUCUACCACUCCCCCAUCCUACUAAUAAUAAUAAUUAAAAUAAUGUUUUCUUUAUUAACUAAUAAGGGUUGAUAAAAACAUUGGGGACAUUACAGGAUGUUACAGUAUGGGAUUACAUAAAAGCAUGUAAAAAGUAAAAUAACAGAAACAAGAAAAUUCAAACAAGGUAUAAUUCUCCAAAAGAAGAGACUUCUAAGAGUUACUUAUGGAAAUGUCAUAAAACCAUAGUUACCUUGACCAUUAAGACAACUGCCUUCUCACGUUGGCCUCUUCCAAUCAGUAGGUGCAUGCUUAGGACAGGUCCUUUCAGUCAGACCGUGCUUGCUACUCACAUCCACCUUUCACCAAGUUUACUGGGAGGCAGUACUUCCCCUUUUUAUCCUCAUUUUCCCAUUGUAGUGAAACUCGAUAAAGUUGAAAGUGUGUCUUUCAACCUCAUCCACCACACAACUUCUUUUACCAUAGUCCCCUGACAAAUAAAGCUUGCCUGUCUUUCCCAGCAAAGGAAGGUGGUGGGAUGAUCUUCACAACAGACACAGCUGGUGGAUCCCCCCCACAUAUUACAGUAGGUUUUCGAGGCAGCAAAGCCUAGGCACUGGACAAGUAUGUACAGGAAGGUUUCAUUGCUUUGCACAUAUCUCAAACAGGUUUAGCUGAUGGUGCUUCUUGACUUGUAGAGUUUAUCUGAAACUGGUAAUAACCCCUGGUAGCAAAGCAAGGCCAGGGAUUUCUAGUAAUUAUCAAUGAGCCCAGGCCUGAAAACCCUUUGAAAUUUCCAGCCAGUUCAUUUUCAUUGAUAUCCAGACUCUCUCACCCCCAAGAGUUCAUUGCUUUUGUGCCACUAAUCCUCUGUAGAAUGCCAACAUAGAACUGCCACCAACUGGUAGAGGCCUGUGUGUACUUUGUGACAUUCCAGAUGCUAAGCACCUUCUCUCAGCCAUUGCUUGACACAGCUCUGCAUCUGUGUCAAAGAGAGGAGCUGUAAAAAAAUACAUUUGACAAACAGUGACCAUACCUGUUCACUAUCAGGGAAUUACUGUGGAUGUCACAGCCUCAGCACAUGUCUAUAUCAUCAACUACACCAUGCCCAAUCUUCCCUCAGCAGAUGUCUACAGGAGGCAUGUGGUUUAGUUAGGGUGUUGGACUCAUGAUCAUAUAAGAUUGUGGUUUCAAUUCCUGGACUGGGCAACGCAUUGUGUUAUUGAGCAGAACACUUCAUUUCACAUUGCUCCAGUUCACUUAGCUGGCAAAAAUGAGGAAUUUAUGCUCCAUGGAAACCAGAAAACCGGCCCUUAUGAGUCAGCAUGACUCGAGAAGGUAACCAGCCAACCAAGGUGUUUACAGAAAAUAGAGCAUCUGCCCAAUGGAACAUGUGAAUCUUCCUCAAAAAGAGGAAGUGCAGAUGCUCUUACUAUCUAGUAUUUAGUCUGGCACUCCUCUGUUUACUGGUACUACUACUAAUAAUAAUAAUUAUAAUAAUGAUUUCAAAUAUUGGCUCAAGGCCAGCAAUUCUGGGGGAGAAUGACUAGAUUACAUCGACCCCAAAAGGAUGAAAGACAAAGUCAACAUUGGUGGGAUUUGAACUCAGAACAUAAAGACAGACGAAAUGCUGCUAAGCAUUUUGCCUGGAAUGCUAAUGAUUCUGCUGCCUUUAUAACAACAAUAAUAAUAAUAACAAUGACAACAACUCCUAGAGGGAGUAAAAGCGAAGAUGACCCCAGUUGAAUUUGAAGCGUUCAUAAGAUAAAGUGAAUUAACUUAAUACUGAAAUAUCAAUUAAUUUCACCAGUAGGAAGUGUCGGAGGACAUAAAAUGGCAAUAUAUCUAUAUACAAACAAAAGGAGGUAGUUUACAGUGAUUGAAUACAAAAUAAUUUACACACACUGGCUAGAUAUAGCAGCCAAUUGUCUCACGGUAUAUCUUACCAAUUUUAAAAUAUGAACAGACAUUGAAUAAUAUAGUUCUAAAUAUAGUAAGGUUGGAAAGUCUUUGAUUAUAGGUCUAUUAUGCUACAAUUAUUGAAAUGGAAAAGAGGACUCCCUUAAAGAAAGCUACACAGGAACAAUCAAAAAGCUUGAAAUUUCUACUAUUUUCAACUAUAAACUAAUUAUUAUGUUCCUACUGCAUAGAUAGAGAAAACAAAGAACAAACUCCACCAUUUUUCAAUGAAAUUUCCCCUAGCCUAGAGCACCAGUAAUCUCAUCUCUGCCUAUAUUUCUGACACUUGUUCAUUGCCCCUUCACUCAUCUCCAUUUUCCCAGAUCUUUCAUUCAUGUUUACCCUGUCGACCCUUUCAAUAAGGCCAUUAAACAGACUAAAAAAAGUCUUCCUAAUCAUACAUAUAAAUACAAACACAUACGUGAAUGUAUAUAUACACACCUAUAAUAUAUAUAUAUAGACACACCUAUGUAAAAUACUAAUUUUAGAUUGAAAAAGACCAACAAGCUAAUGGGGAGAUUGGUGAUUGAACCCUUUAUCUUUCACUUGCCAUGUAUGUAUUAUUUAUCAUACAUAUAAAAACAUUUACUGACAAGGGGAAGAUAUAUAUAUAUAUAUAUAUAUAUAUAUAUAUAUAUAUAUAUAUAUAUAUAUAUAUAUAUGUAAAUUGAUGAUAUUAUAUAUAUAUAUAUAUAUAAUAUCAUCAAUUUACAUUGGGUUUUCAAUGCUGACAUAGGUUAGUUUGACAGGUUUCAACAGGUUGGAGAAUCACACCUUGCUUUGAUAUCUCACUUUGGCAUGGUUUCUACAAUUUGAUGCCAUUCCUAUUAUCAACCAGUUUACAUAGUGUACUGAGUGGGUUUUUUUUUUUUCAAGUGGCACCAGCAUUAUAGAUGUUGCCUUGUCAUCAGCAACACUGAUAAACCCUCUCAAGCCUAGAUAAUCACUUAAAGUAUGUUGGGUGCUUUUUGGGGUUCCCUUGCUGCUUGAAAAGCAACAGAGAGUCCCCAUGAUGGAUAGAAGGAGCAUUUAUUGUGAGAGGAUGAGAAUGAUGGAGAGAGGAAGACAAAGAAGUAAUGGUAACGGGGUGAGUCAGUCUGCCUCCCUUGCCAACAUGGGUUAGACGGUACAUUUGGGUGCUAUAUGUAUAAAUCUAUAUAUAUAUAUACACACACACAUUCAGUUAUUUAUUAGAAAACAGCUAAUGAUUUUCACUCUGUUGCUACCCAGCUUUCUACCGUGUGUAGUCAUUCAAAGAAUGUCAACUCAACAUUGGACAUGUAGGAAAUAUCUGAAAAGCAACAGAGGCAAUCAUUAGUUGUUUCUUAAUAGAUAUAAACACUAUAUGUAUUGAGGUACUCUUUCUUUCGUUUUGUGUGUGUGUGGUGGCAAGGUGGCUAAGUGGCUGAAAUGUUGAACUACAAACCCAUGUCAUGAGUUCAAAUUUGCUACAGUCAUAUCCUCUGGGUAUAAGAAAUUAUUCUAUGUUGUAUCGUUACUUCUAAUUGCCAGGAGAUCAUUUAUCAUUCAUGCUUCACGCCAUAUUUAUGUACACUUCAAGGUUUUGUUGUUGUUGUUGUUUGUAUUGUAGUGUUUUGUAUUAAUGUUGAUCAUAUAGAAAUAAAGGAAACAUUAAUAUUGA